CAAGAUCCCCCUACCUCUCCCCCUUUCUCCCUUAUUUUCUUUCCCCCUCCCCCCGCCGAGAAAGAAAUGCUCCCCGUCGCCCGUCUCGGCUCGCGGCUAGUCCAAACGUCCACCCUGCGCGGGAUCCGCCUCCCCCUCCUGGCAUCGGCCCACUUCUCUUCGGGGCCGAUCGGCGGGCCGCGGGUGGCCAUUGUUGGCAGUGGUCCUGCGGGCUUCUACACGGCGGACCGGCUGCUGCGGCGGGCCGGUGCCGCGAGCCAGGCGGCUCCCGAGGCCGAUGGCUCUGCCACAAGUGCCGCCUUGCGCAUUGACAUCCUGGAGAGUCUGCCAGUGCCCUUUGGCUUGGCCCGGCACGGGGUGGCCCCGGACCACCAGGCCAUGAAGCAGUGCAUCAACCGGUUUGAUGCGCUGCUGGCCGAGCAGCGGGAGGCCGCGGAAUCGGCAACCGGGCAGCCGCAGCUCCGGUGGUUUGGUAAUGUGACGGUCGGGGCCGGUCCGCCGGCUCCCUGCGGGGCGCCGGUUCCCGAGGGCCCCCCCCCACCGGCUCUGUCAUUGGCGGCCCUUCGCUCGGCCUACGACGCGGUGAUCCUUGCCCAUGGGGCUCAGGAUGGCCGCGACCUCGGGGUGCCGGUGGUGGAUGUGGCCACCGGCCGGCCGCUGCAUGCCACCUCCCGCGGCACGGCUGCCCAUGGCGCCGCCCUCGAGCGCAUGCUGGUCAAUCUCCUGCCCGCGCGCGAUUUCGUCUGUUGGUACAAUGGCCAGACAGACCACACCGAGUGUCCGGUCCCGGCGCUGGCAGCCCCGGCGGCGGCCUGGCUGCCGGUUUCGGCGUCCGAGCUGGCGCCCGGGCUGACCGGAGUUCGCGUGGCCGAGUUGCCCGCGGGAGCCGGGGCCCGGGCCCUGGUUGUGGGCAAUGGCAAUGUGGCCCUCGAUGUGGCACGGGCUCUGCUGCGCGGGGAUCGGGCCUUCGAGAAGUUGGAUGUCCCCCGUGCCGGGGUGCUGGAGGUGCUUCGGCGCCAUGCCGCAGCGCCGGGAGACCGACGCAUCCGCCAUGUGGAGGUCAUUGGCCGGCGUGGCCCCGCGGAGGUUAGCUUCACCAUCAGCGAACUGCGUGAGCUGGUGGGCGCGGCCAUUGCCCGCCACGCCGGGCAGGCGCCGGAUCCCGAAAAGUUCCCCCUCGACGCGGCGGAUCCCCCCGGGGAGGAGGUGGUCCUUGUGGUGCCGGAGAAGGCGCUGGUUUUGCAGGCGCUGGAUGCGGCCCCGGCGCCGGCCCGGCCGCGCGUCCGCCUGCUGGCACUCCUGCGCCAGGCGGUCGAGGCGGCGGUCGACCCGGCCGAGGAGCCAAAUGUGUACGCCCGUGCCGGGCGCACGCUGACCUUCCGGUUUUUCGCCGCCCCGACAGCCAUCCUGGCCCAAGGCGUGGCCACUCCUGUCGAACCGGAGGGCCCGAGUGCCGACGGCUGCCCGGCCUCCUACUACCAAGUGGCUGGCCUGCGGCUGGGCUUGAGCACGGUGGACCCGGCCACCGGCCGUGCCACGCCGCGCAACACCGGCACCGGGCUCGAGACCCAAAUCCUCCUGCCGGCUUCGGUGGUCUUGACGUCGGUGGGCUUCCGCGUGGGGGCCCUGGACGAUGAGGCGCCGAUCGACACGGCUGCCGGUGCCAAUCGCCUGGCCCAUGAUGGCCAGGGGCGUGUUCUGCCGGCUGGCGAGCCGCAGCCGCCGGCCGAUUCUUCGGGCUCCAGCUCCACGGCCCUGGCCCCGGUCUAUUGUGCCGGCUGGGCCAAGACAGGGCCGGUGGGGGUCAUUGCCUCGACCAUGGCCGAUGCCUAUGCCACGGCUGACGUGGUGUGGGAGGAUUUGGCCGCUCGCGGAGGGACUCGUGUUGACACGGCCCCCGGCUUUGAGGGCCUCCCGAUCGACCACUCCCAGGCCAUCACCGCGGCCCAGUGGGCCCUUCUGGACCGGGAGGAGCGUGCCCGCGGCGAGGCGGCCGGUGCCCUUCGGGACAAGAUCCCCAGCCGGGCCGAGCAGCUUCGUCUGUCCCGCGGCGGCUCGGCCAGCCCCGAGUAACGCGACCGCCGGUUCAAAACAGACACGCACACGCACGCACACGCACGCACACGCACGCACACGCACGCACACGCACGCACACGCACGCACACUUUCAUACACUCAGCGAGGCUCAGGCCGGCCGCCAGAGGAAGACAUGGCGCGCUGUGAGCGCCCAUAGCCGAAGCUCGGCAGACGGCGGGGGGCCAGCGCAAACAGGGCGAGCCUGCGGUUAGCCCAUUCGCUUCCGGGGCCGCGAUAGCGCCCUGGUAGCAGCGAUAGCCGCUUUGGACGGUGCGCCAGGGCCGCCCGGCCCCGCUGCGAGCCAACGCCAUAUGCCAACCCAUAGACAGCCAAUACAUCCCCACUGGCACCUGCCUGAUCUCCGGACACCUGCUUCGGUGGCAGGUGCUCCAUCGCUG
Molecule: messenger RNA, 2474 nt
Organism: Fonticula alba
Lineage: Eukaryota; Rotosphaerida; Fonticulaceae
Exons: 1
Coding region: 67-2073 (668 amino acids)
Biological process (GO): ubiquinone biosynthetic process
Cellular component (GO): mitochondrion
Source: RefSeq, a predicted model, not a curated record